Molecule: messenger RNA, 6111 nt
Organism: Morone saxatilis (striped sea-bass)
Lineage: Eukaryota; Metazoa; Chordata; Actinopteri; Moronidae
Gene: mical2b
Product: microtubule associated monooxygenase, calponin and LIM domain containing 2b
Molecular function (GO): protein binding; FAD binding
Source: RefSeq, a predicted model, not a curated record
AACUGGCUAAGAAUGGCAGCACACACCACUUCAUAGAAGUCCAGUAUUGACAGUUUGGAAAGCGUAAACAGGAAAAGGAAGCAGCAGAGGAAGAAGAGACGGAGUGGACGCUGUUUACCAUCCGAGCAGAUGGGUGAGACGGAGGAUGAACGCACGGCGCAGGCCAGUGUGCUCUUUGAGAACUUUGUCCAGGCGUCUACCUGUAAAGGGACUCUGCAGGCCUUCAGCAUCCUCUGCAGGCAGCUGGAGCUGGAUCCUCUGGACUACAGCAACUUCUACAGCACACUGAAGGCUGCAGUCAGCACCUGGAAGGUCAAGGCCCUGUGGACCAAACUGGACAAAAGGGCACAGCACAAGGUCUACAACCAGAAUAAAGCCUGCCAGGGAACCAGGUGUCUGAUCAUUGGCGGGGGUCCUUGUGGUCUGCGGACAGCCAUCGAGCUGGCCCUGUUGGGUUGCAAGGUGGUGGUGAUUGAGAAGAGGGACACGUUCUCCAGGAACAAUGUGCUCCACCUCUGGCCCUUCACCAUCCACGACCUCAGGGGCCUCGGGGCUAAGAAGUUCUUCGGCAAGUUCUGCGCCGGUGCCAUCGACCACAUCAGUAUCCGCCAGCUCCAGCUGAUGCUGCUGAAAGUGAGUCUGAUUCUGGCAGUGGAGAUCCAUGUGAACGUGGAGUUUGUCAAACUCGUGGAGCCACCGGCGGAGCAGACUGACGACGGUCCUGGGUGGCGAGCCGAGGUGCGGCCCUCCAGCCACCCCGUCUCAGAUUUUGAUUUCGACGUGGUGAUUGGAGCCGACGGACGCAAGAACACAUUAGACGGUUUCAGUCGCAAAGAGUUUCGAGGGAAGUUGGCCAUCGCCAUCACGGCUAACUUCGUCAACAGGAACACCACAGCAGAGGCCAAAGUGGAGGAGAUCAGUGGCGUGGCCUUCAUCUUUAACCAGAAGUUCUUUCUGGAACUCAAGGAGGAGACAGGAAUUGACUUGGAGAACAUAGUUUACUACAAAGACAACACACACUACUUUGUCAUGACGGCGAAGAAGCUGAGUCUGCUGGACAAAGGGGUCAUUAUAAAUGACUACAUAGAAACAGAGCGACUGCUGAGCAUUGACAACGUCAACCAGGAAGCGCUGCUCUCCUAUGCCCGUGAGGCAGCCGACUUUGGCACAAACUACCAGCUGCCAUCCCUGGACUACGCCAUCAACCACUACGGGCAGCCGGAUGUAGCCAUGUUUGACUUCACCAGCAUGUACGCCUCAGAGAACGCCGCCUUGAUCAGGGAGAAGCACGGACAUCAGCUAGUGGUCGCACUGGUGGGAGACAGUCUGCUUGAGCCCUUCUGGCCGAUGGGUACAGGCUGUGCUCGAGGUUGGCUGGCAGCCUUCGACACUGCUUGGAUGGUGAGGGGCUGGGCACAGGGCAGGAGCCCUCUGGAGAUACUGGCUGAGAGGGAGAGUCUCUACCGGCUGCUGCCUCAGACCACCACAGAGAACAUCAGUAAGAACUUUGAACAGUACGCCAUUGACCCUGCCACCCGCUACCCCAACCUCAACUCCAGCUGUGUACGCCCACACCAGGUGCGCCACCUGUUCAUUGAUGGCCAGCAGGGCUCGUGUCUCCUGGGAAGAGGAGAACCCACACGAUCAGUUAACUUGUCCAGAAGAGAGUCUGACGUGCGUCCUGGCCGGCUGCUGACCUGGUGUCAGAAGCAGACUCAGGGCUACAGAGGGGUCGAUGUCACCAACCUCACAUCUUCCUGGAGGAAUGGCCUGGCCCUCUGCGCUCUCAUACACCGCCAGAGGCCAGAGCUUAUUGACUACGACUCUCUUAACGAGGAGGAUGUGGCGGGGAACAACCAGUUAGCGUUUGACUUGGCUGAGCGAGAGUUUGGCAUCCAGCCGGUGACGACGGGAAAGGAGAUGGCUGUGGAGGCUGAACCGGACAAGCUGCUGAUGGUUCUCUACCUCUCCAAAUUCUACGAGACCUUCAGGAACUCCCCAGGAAAUAACAACGGUUCAAGAGAACCAGAUGAAAACAGUGAAGAAAAUCCAAAAACCAGCCGCAAACUGCUGAACCAGCCUCAGCUCAGGAAGAGGGUACCCAGGGAUGACAAGAAACUGGAAGACGAUUCUGUGAACAAGAGACGGCGCAAGGGCAACCACUACCUCACAGAGUUGUCCUGUCACAGUGCACCCCCUGCUGGUGAGGACGGGGAGCUGAAGGAGAACAAGGUUCGCUCCAUGGCAACUCAGCUGCUGGCCAAGUUUGAGGAGAACUCCUCGACUGCAAAGAUACGCAGCAAGCCUGAUGAGGACCCAUCCGAUCCAUCCCUUUCUCCUCCUCUGUCUCCUUCCACCACCCCACUUCCUCUCUCAGAGGAGGAGGAGGAUGAGGAUGAGGAGGAGAGAGAUAAUCCCCGCUUUGCAAAGCCCAAGGACGUCCCCCCUCCUCCUCUUCUGCCUCCCUCUCGCCCCAAGUGGCAGCCUUCCAUCUACCUUCGCUUACUGGAGAAUCCCAGUGAGGUGGCUCAGCAAACCAGUUUCCUCUAUUCCCCCAAAUCGCCUCCCCCUCAGAGCGGCUUCAGUCGCUCUCCUUCACCCUCGCACUCUAAGAGUCCACUAAGUUCUCCGCGCUCACGGAGCCCUAAUGUUACUGAACAUUACUACCCAGGACGCACCUCUCCUGACAUGUCAACCAGUCAUUUCUCUGCUUCAGAUAUUGAUCACUCCUCUGAGAGGUCAGAGGGGUCAAUGCAGCAGAGACUGUCUACUAGAGAGUUUACUGGGAGGAGUAUAAAGGAGAGAGCUGUCCUCCUUUCCUCUCUGUUUCCUGGGUCCAACAAACCUCCCCCUGCUCCUCGUUCUCCUCUUCCUGAGUCACAGGUGGAACGUUCUACCUCUUCCCCUCCUUCCUUGUCCCCUCCUCCUCCUCCUUCUCCUUCUGCCUCUGUAUCUAAAGGCUCAACUGUCUACCCUGUAGUCCACCCUGUCCCUGACCCCACCGCCCAGGCUGGUUUCUCCUCUGUCCCCCUGUACGCUGCUGGACACAAGGACAGGAUACAGAAAGACCCCUCUACUCCCGCCUCUUACACUGACUCUGAAAAAACAGAUCAAAUCUCUUCUCUUCAUGUUGAUUCCUUCACACGCAACAACAAAACACCUGCUGCCCUUCCUUCAGCUUGCUCUGAUGAGAACCACACGUUCUCCUCUGCUUUCUCUGACACUAACUGUGUAAAUGGACACAGCAGCUCAUCUUCUCAUCCAGUCUCUUCACUGCACAAGGAUAACAAUGAGCGUGAGCAGGAGAAGGUCCACAAAACUGCUCAGGAGACAUUUGAUGAUAGGAAAUUAGCUGACAAUGAUCACAUGAAGUGCAAAGGGAGCUGCGCUCUUCAGACCCCUAGAAGAAUCACUCAAAAGUCAAUUGUUCGCUCUGAGAGUUGUCCAACUGGAGCUCCUAGUUACAUUAAAGAGCGUACAGUUGGGAAGGUAUCAUCAGCCAUAGAUGCUAAAGCUCAGAUACUGGCCGUCCUCUAUGAGACAGACCACAGGCCCAAUGCCACACCGUGUGUGGUACGUAAGGACCUCCCUCCCGGGCUUGGCGGCAGUGAUAUCUGCCACUUCUGCACCAAGCGGGUGUACGUGAUGGAAAGACUGAGCGCAGAGGGCUACUUCUUCCACCGCGAGUGUUUCCGAUGUGAUGUCUGCAACUGCACCCUCCGUCUGGGAGGGCACACCUUCGACUCGCAGGAGGCAAAGUUCUACUGCAAGAUGCAUUAUGCCCAGCGUCAGUCCAGCAGUCACGUGGGGAGGUUCAGAAGGAGAAUGGAAGACCAUGUCUUACCCUCGUCGUUGGACGGUGGGACCUACUCGGCGAUGGGCAGCGUCCAGAUCCAGCCCCCAGGAGUGGCGUCCAGCUUGCAUUCAGAGCAGCUGGAUAAAGGUCAGAAAAGAGUUCCUGAAGACACAGAGAUGGCUGUGGAUGCUCUGGAUGCUUCCUGUAUAGUCAAAGCAGCACAAGAUAUUACAGGGGCCAAGGGCCAAAGCCAGGACAGUACAAAAGAUCACUCCAACACCAAACAGAACAAUCGAUGGAAACGGAAGAUCAGAGCGACCUUCCCUCUGAUAUUCAUCAAGCACUUCCAGAGGAGCUGGCCGGUGGACAAAGAGGGACCAGAGACCGUCCCCGAAGCUGACUCUGACUUUGAGGAGAUCACUUCAGCAGAAAAACAAACUAACUCUGAGGGCAGUUCCAAGACACCAGCACAUACCCAGAAUCCCUCAGAGGGAAGUGAGAAGAGAGAAGAGUGCUCAGCUACAGUAAAGACGGUCUGCGACUUGUCUACCCCGAAGAAACGCUUGAUGUUAUCUCUUUCUGAGAAAGAGAAGCUUCUGAACUGGGACACACUCAUCACACCAGAGGAAACUCUGAUUAACACCGAAAACACACAUCAACAUAAAGCCCAGGUACAAGCAGAGACAGAAGCAGAUAAGCCUCAGACAGACUCGGGCCAGGACGAGGAACCAUCCCAGAGCCAAACCUCGGCCUCGUCCCCCUCAGCCUUCCAGCUUUUAGCCAACGCCUUCAAGAGGAAAUUUAGUGUGACCAAUCCCUCCAGCAGCUCCAACACUGCAGUCACAAUGAGGACCAAACGCGACAGCCCCCACAAGCAGAGGCCCAUGUCAGAGGGGACGUUCAACUUUAGCGCCCUCUUUGGUACCGUGGGUCCAGAGCCAUCCGGAGAAGAGAAGAAGCCCGUCAAGCGCGAGGCACGAUUGGCAUCUCUAGGGGCCGAUCCGUGGGGGGGCGGGAGAGACCUGCCCUCUCUGCUGCAGCAGGUGUCCCUCAAGGGCCGUAGAGACUCCGGUGGGGUGUUCUCUGACGACAUGGCCCCAGUGCCCCGCAGGAGGGUCAACUUGUUCUCGUCCCUGAGGCUGAGGAAGAGAGAGGAUUCAGAGAGCGAGAGGCAGGACCAGGAGGUGCAAAAGGAAAUCAGGACCAUACUCACCAACCUCAGAAACAAAGCCUCCCGUCAACAGAAUUUGGAAGAGUCUUCCUCUAGUGACAAUGAAAAUGAAAACCUAACAUCCAAUCAGAAGCUGUGUCCAGAGAGACAGAGGAGGAAGCAGGAGAAGACGGUGGCCCAGCAGGCUAAAAGAGAAGAGCUGAAGAGGCUUCACAGAGCCCAGGCCAUCCAGAGACAACUGGAGGAAGUUGCAGAGAAACAGAGAGAUCUAGAGGAGAGAGGAGUGGCUAUAGAAAAGAUUAUAAGAGGAGAAACAGAAUUAUCUCAGACAGAUGACGAGGCCGAGCUCUAUCAGUCCUGGUUUAAACUCGUUCUGGAGAAGAACAGACUGGCGCGCUAUGAGUCGGAACUCAUGAUCUUUGCUCAGGAGCUUGAACUGGAGGACACACAGAGCCGACUGCAGCAAGAUCUACGACAGAGAAUGGCAACAGAAGAUACAGAUAAGAGCGCCUCUGAGCUGCAGGAGGAGCAGGAGAUCCUGUCAGAGAUCAUGAGGACGGUGGAGAAACGAGACAUGCUGGUCUCUUUCCUGGAGGAGCAGAGGCUGAAGGAGAGGGCUGAGGACAGGGACCUGGAGAGCCUUGUGCUGUCCAAGGGCUACGAGUUUCACUGGGCCCAGGCCGAUGACAGCUGGGGGCAGGAGAAGCUGGAGUGAAGGUUGAAUGUUGAGCACCUCAUUUGUGAAGAGCAGGGUGGAUAGUAAAGGGUAGAAAGGUACUGCAAGGCUCUACCACACUAACACUUUUUUAAAGAAACGGAACUGGUGAAAUAAAUAAAAAAUUGUUUGCAAAUGUAAUGAGGAUGGAAAUGUUAUUCACCCCAAAGAAUACAGCGAGGCUUCAUCCUGUCUCACUUUGUGCUGGUAUGCUGAGCUCAGAGACGGAGAAAGACUGGAAAUGGAGCCUGAGCUAAUGACUUCCUUCACAGCCAUUAACGUCUCUGCCAUUAAGGUUAUUUGACCUCUGUGCUCAGAAGUGUAAUCUGUCAUAGCCCAGGCUGACACUGACCUGAAACUGGAUGCACAAUAUGCUUUACCACUUCUAAUAAUGUGACUGCCUUGUAAUAUUUUGGCAAACCUCAUAAA